Messenger RNA from Nylanderia fulva, 4733 nucleotides. RefSeq names its product UPF2 regulator of nonsense mediated mRNA decay (gene Upf2). Gene Ontology annotation, molecular function: protein binding; RNA binding. Lineage: Eukaryota; Metazoa; Arthropoda; Insecta; Hymenoptera; Formicidae. Gene Ontology annotation, biological process: nuclear-transcribed mRNA catabolic process, nonsense-mediated decay. Gene Ontology annotation, cellular component: cytoplasm; exon-exon junction complex. The record is from RefSeq and is a predicted model, not a curated record.
CGAAGCAGCAAGUCAAUCACAGUAAAUUCUUGAGUCUGUUCCUUUUAGUUGUACUUUCAAGUUACCGAUUUUAUCUUUCUACGUGCGAAAUAUUACUAGAUUAUAUGCAGAAGCCAUAAGAAAAGGCACAUUAGCUUUUAAAAUCUUUCAUAAUCUGAAAGUCAAUGGAGCAGAAGCAAACUGUCGUCUGCCGUAUAGACAUAACCUUGUCAAGUCUUAGAACACGAUAGUAAAUAAUAAACAAGUGUAAUAAAUUUGUCAACCGGUUGUUUCAAAAUAUUUCACGAUGUCCGAAAAUACAAGUGAAGCAGCUACGGCUGAAAAAGAAGCUACUAGUGAAGAAGAUGUUAUCUCGGAGGAGGAUAGACAAUAUUUGACAGAAUAUGUGAGAGAAACAGAACAAAGACUUGCAACAAAGGAAGAGAUUCGUGCGUCCAAUCUAAAUCCUACAAGACCUUCGGAUACAUCAUUCAGUAAACUUGACUCAAGUCUCAAGAGAAAUACCACAUUUGUCAAGAAAUUGAAGAACUUUAGCAUGACUCAACUUGAUACAGUUUUGAAAGACAUGGCAAAUUUAAACCUGACCAAAUAUGUGAGCGAAGUUGCUGCUGCUCUGGUGGAUGCCAAAUUAAAGAUGACCGAUGUUGCGCCAGCCAUUAGAGUAUGCAGUUUUCUCCAUCAGACAUAUGCCGAAUUUUCCACUCAUUUCUUCGAAAAUUGGCAAAGAAUAUUGUCACUGAAGAUCAAUGACAAGAUCUCGAACCCCAGCAAGUUGAGAGUAGAUCUUAGAUUCUAUGCGGAACUAGUAAAUGCUGGAAUAUUCACACACAAGCAGGGUUUGCCGCUACUAGGCUCAGUAUUGACUGUAUUGAUCAAUAUGGAUAAGGAAGAGCACAAUAAUGUCAGCAUAAUAUUAAGUUUUUGCCGACAUUGUGGCGAGGAUUACGCCGGUCUUGUACCAAGAAAGGUGCGAGAACUGUCCGAGAAAUUAAAUGUUACGAUUCCAAAGAGCAAACUUUUAUCACCGGACAAACAACAGAAUGUUAAAUUGUUACUGCGAGACUAUUAUAAUUCUUUAUGCAAACACUUGUUGAAGGAGCACAAGGAAUUGCAGGCGUUUGAGAAGCAGAAUCGCAAAAUAUUGCAAACUAGAGGUGAACUGAGUUCAGAGAGGAAGGAAAAAUUGGAGGCCCUCCAACUCUCUUAUGAACGUUUGCUAACCAGUGUACAGAGCUUUUCUGACACUCUGGAUGAACAGAUGCCUGAACUUCCAGUGGACAAUGAAAUGAAGACCGAAACGGAAGAAACGUUGAAAAUGAUUAAUGAGGGAGAGGACAAUACCAUCUUGGAAGAUAUGUGGGGCGAUGAGGAAACGAGACGUUUCUAUGAAGUAUUGCCAGAUUUGACGGUCUUCCUGCCAGGUUCGUAUUUGAAGGAGACUCCGAAAGAAGUAACAAAGACAGAUGUAUCGAUAACGGAGGAUGCUCUUGACGAAGAGAUCGUUUUCGAUGAGUUAGAAGAUACCGAAAAAAUUGAGGAGCCACCGGAACCGGAAGUGGAAGAACCACAAGUAUCCAACACAAGCAAUAAGAUACUACUAGACGCUUUCUUGACUCAUCUGCCGAACUGCGUCAAUCGCGAGAUGAUCGACAACGCAGCAGUGAAUUUUUUGAUGAAUCUCAAUACAAAGCAUAAUAAGAAAAAAUUAGUAAAGGCUCUUUUCGGUGUUUCUAGGAUUCGUCAGGAUCUACUACCUUUCUACUCUCGCUUGGCGGCCAUUUUGCAUCCGGUGAUGCCCGAAAUCGGCAAUGAUCUGUGUCAAAUGUUAAAGCAAGAUUUCAAGUACCACGUCCAUAAGAAGGAUCAAAUCAACAUCGAGUCGAAGAUCAAGGUGGUACGCUACAUCGGCGAGCUCGUCAAAUUUAAGCUCUAUUCGAAGAUAGAGGCUCUCUAUUGUUUGAAGGUGUUGCUGCACGAUUUCACGCAUCAUCACAUCGAAAUGGUCUGCAAUUUACUGGAGAUCUGCGGUCGAUAUCUAUUUUGUUCGCCGGACUCUCAUCAGAGAACCAAGGUGUAUCUGGAACAGAUGAUGCGUAAAAAGGCGGUCACUGCACUUGAUUCACGCUUCGUCACGAUUAUCGAAAACGCGUAUUACUUCGUGAAUCCACCCGAAUCGACUGGCGGUGUCGCGAAGAAGGAUAGACCCCCCGUGCACGAAUUCAUUAGAAAAUUACUGUAUCAGGAUCUCUCCAAGACGAAUACUGAUAAGGUGCUGAAAUGGAUGCGGAAACUUGACUGGGAAGACGAGAAUGUAUCGUCAUACGCUAUAAAAUGCCUCACUGCCGCUUACAACGUUAAGUAUCCUAACGUUCGUUGUGUGGGCAGUUUAUUAGCCGGCUUGGUGGCCCAUUACGAGACCAUAGGACCCAAGGUAGUCGACGGUGUACUUGAAGAUAUACGACUGUGCAUGGAAAUUAAUUUGCCUAAAUAUAAUCAACGACGCAUUGCUAUGGUAAAAUAUUUGGGCGAGCUGUACAAUUAUCGAAUGGUAGAAAGUGGCGAUAUUUUCCGUACUUUAUAUUUACUGAUCAGUUUCGGCGUCAGCAUGGAUCACUCGUCACCGAGCAUACUUGAUCCAUCCGAUCAUCUCUUUCGCAUCCGUUUAGUGUGUACGUUGUUAGAGACUUGCGGCCAGUACUUCAGCGGUGGAUCCAGCAAGAAGAAACUUGACUAUUUUCUAGUAUUCUUCCAAAAUUACUUCUGGUUCAAGUUUACGGAUCCCGUUUGGACGUCCGAAAACCCAUUCCCCGUCGGGAUAGACUACAUGUAUCGCGAUACGUUAACGAUGCUACGACCCAAAAUGCAAUUGUUCCAGAGUUACAAGGAAGUACAAUGCGCCAUAGAAGAAUUGCGAAAUAUUUUAUAUCCAAGUUUGAAUAAUCCACCCGUUGACGACGUCGCUGCAGAAGGCGAGAAUGACAUGAGCGUUAUCUUGGAAGGCGACGAAGAAGCAGCAACUACAACUGGAAAUGGUAGCGGAGACGCGAAGGGUUUGGCGGAGCUGCACUUUGAAGAAUCCGAAGAUUGCUCGGAGGCGCAGUCGGAAGAGGAAUGGACGGCUGAUGCCGAGCGAGACGACGCUAUGGGUACCCAAGAGAACACUCAGGGUGAUCGGUCUCAAAGUCUGUCGGCUGAGGGUGGCACCGAGGGCGUAAUCAUGGACGUGACGGAAGAACUGAAUGCCGCUUUGCCAGCCGGACCACGACGUGUGAGCUGUCCGGAGGACGAUGACUUUCUGUCCGCGCUGGAUAAAAUGGUGUCGGAUAAUAUACAGGACCGAAUGCGAGAUUCGAUAAAACCGCAACAGGUCGACAUCUCUGUGCCGCUGCAUGUAAAGAGCACAAAAAAAACAUAUGAACAACUACAGGAACGACCAACUGACAACAACACAGUGGACUUUGUGCUGAUGUUGAGAAAGGGUAAUAAGCAACAGUAUAAGAAUCUAGCGGUCCCAGUAUCGUCAGAGUUGGCUAUGAAUCUUAGAAAUCGUGAACAGGAACAAAAGGAGGAGAAGGAACGUGUGAAAAGACUGACAUUGAACAUUACCGAGAGACAAGAAGAGGAAGACUAUCAAGAGACUAUGAAUCAAAGCACCAGACCAGUCACCGUGAACUUGAAUAGAGAACGGCGACAAAAGUAUAAUCAUCCUAAAGGAGCCCCGGAUGCCGAUCUCAUUUUCGGACCGAAGAAAAUUCGAUAAAUUCAGAGAACUUCAAAUUUUCGGACAAUCGAACUUUUCAUUAAGAAACAGGACAUUUGUGAAGUGAUUAAUUAUAAUUCGGACCUCUUUAAUUAAUAGUUAUAUAGUGUUAUCGUUUUUUUACUAUAGCACAUUAGAAUUUCGAGAAUGAAUGUCGUAAGGCGUUCAGAACACAACAGUUCAGCAACGUUAAUAGAUUUUAUAAAUUAUAUGACGAUAUAAUAUAGAUUAAUCUAGUAACGAUGCUUAACUGUUGUGUUCUGAACGCACCCAUAGUGUGUUGAAUGAAUCAGAAUUUUGAGUAUGAAUGUAUUAUAUGUAAAAUAUAUAUACAUAUAAAAACAUAUGUUACAGUGCAUUUAAACGAAGUCAUACAAAUCAUUGGUACAGUAAGUUCUCAUUAAAUUAACAUAAAAACUAAUUUUGAUAAUUUAUAAAUGUAUAAAAUAUAUAGAUUAAAAUUUAUUCUUCCGGCUAAAACAUAUGUACAUGAAAAAAAAACCAAUAUAUGGAUUAUUACACUACACUGCCGAUUUUCGAUUACAUACAUACAUAAAGUUUACUGUACCAUGUAAAUGCACUUUUAAUGCAACGAGAUGAUAUAUCAUUAAUAACGUGAUAAUCUGCGCUAUGAUGAUGUGAAAAUAUUAGACAUUUUUAUAAACUUAUAAUUACUCGUUAUUUUAUGUCUAUCAACGAAAGCUAUGUUGUGAUAGAAUAUACGAUCAAUUUAUAAAUAUUUCUCUAUGCUAUCUUUCGAUUCUCUUUCUACACCUUAUUUGGAAAAGCAAAAUUUUCUUUUUUCCCUUACAGAUAACCUUUCUAUUAAAAGAAAUCGUGUAAAGAAGUCAAAUAUUGUGAUGUACAAUUAUUUAUUUUUAUCUAGGAAAUUAUCGCCAUGUACAAAAUGAAUAUAAAUAAAUGUUUAGGUGCUUUAACGUUUGAUACGGCUCCAUAGUAAGUUUUGCAAUAA